This is a messenger RNA of Xiphias gladius (swordfish), 1501 nucleotides long. It is a transcript of the gene ftcd, whose product is annotated as formimidoyltransferase cyclodeaminase. The transcript is spliced from 10 exons. Gene Ontology annotation, molecular function: folic acid binding; transferase activity. NCBI's taxonomy places the organism in Eukaryota, Metazoa, Chordata, Actinopteri, Istiophoriformes, Xiphiidae. The record is from RefSeq and is a predicted model, not a curated record. The coding region runs from base 32 to 1306 and encodes 424 amino acids.
CAGACGGGUUUUCAUUCAGUCUCCAGGCACCAUGGCUCAGCUGGUGGAGUGUGUCCCCAACUUCUCUGAAGGUCGAGACAAAGAGGUGAUCGAUGCCAUCUCGGCAGCCGUCUCUGGCACCCGUGGCUGCAGCCUGCUGGACGUCGACCCCGGAGCCUCCACCAACCGGACCGUCUACACCUUCGUGGGCUCUCCCGAGGCAGUGGUGGAGGGAGCGCUGAACGCCGCCCGCCAGGCCUUCAGCCUCAUCGACAUGAGCAAACACUCAGGUGAGCACCCCCGGACCGGAGCGCUGGACGUUUGUCCCUUCAUCCCCGUCCAGAACGUCACCAUGGACGACUGUGUCCGCUGCGCCGACGUCUUCGGACGGAAACUGGCAGAGAUGCUGCACGUCCCCGUUUAUCUUUACGGAGAAGCAGCUCGAAAGGAGACGAGGAGGAGUCUUCCGUCCGUGAGAGCCGGAGAGUACGAAGCUUUACCGGACAAGUUGACACGCGACGAGUGGGCCCCUGACUUCGGCCCCGCAGUCUUCGUGCCGUCAUGGGGGGCCACGGUAACCGGCGCUCGCAAGUUCCUCGUCGCCUACAACGUGAACCUGAUCGCCACCAAAGAACAGGCUCAUCGCAUCGCUCUGGACAUCAGGGAGCAGGGCCGCGGGAAAGACCAGCCUGGGCUGCUGAAGAAGGUGCAGGGAAUGGGCUGGUACCUGGACGAGGCCAACGUCGCUCAGGUGUCCACCAACAUCCUGGACUACGAGCUGACCCCCCUCCACGCCGUGUACCGGGAGAUCUGCCGGGACGCCGAGGACCUGAACCUGCCGGUGGUUGGCUCUCAGAUCGUCGGUCUGAUCCCCCUGAAGGCUCUGCUGGACUCUGCAGACUUCUACAUCGACAGGGACCGACUUUUCGUCAUGGAAGAGGAGCACAAAGUCCGGCUGGUGAUCAGCAAACUGGGCCUGGACUCUCUCGGCCCAUUCAACCCGAAGGAGCGGAUCAUAGAGUACAUGGUGAGGUCCCAGGAGGACGCAGGGCUGGUGUCUCUGUCUCUGCAGCAGUUUGUUCAGAGCGUCGGGGCUCGGACGGCGGCUCCCGGUGGAGGAUCGGUUUCUGCUGCCGUCGCUGCUCUGGGGGCGGCGCUGGGGGCCAUGGUGGGUCAGAUGACCUACGGGAAGAGGCAGUUUGAGAACCUGGACGGUGUGAUGAGGAGGCUGAUUCCCCCGUUUCAUCGGGCCAUGAACGAGCUGCUGCACAUGGUGGACGCCGACGCCUCCGCCUUCAACAGCUACAUGGUGAGGAGGACGCCCUGACGCCUGCAGACGGCAGGCCACCAGAAUCUCCUUAAACACGCCGGCUCUGAUCCGCGAAGGUGGUCUGUCAUGGGCCACGGUCCUGCCGGCUCUGAUCCACGAAGGUGGUCUGUCAUGGGCCACGGUCCUGCCGGCUGUCACACAGAUUUUAGUCACACAGGACAUGAUUGAAAAUAGCAAGGGCAACCAGGGGCG